This is a messenger RNA of Racocetra persica, 921 nucleotides long. The record is from the annotation of a GenBank genome assembly. Lineage: Eukaryota; Fungi; Glomeromycota; Glomeromycetes; Diversisporales; Gigasporaceae.
AUGUCAAGCAAAAAUAAUGUAAUUGAAGAAAUUCAAGAAUUAAUCCAAAAAAUUAAAAAUGAAUAUGAGGAGGGAGUUGAUUUUGAAAUUCCUUAUUAUUCAGAAAAACAUAAAACGGGGGCGAUAAGUCAUCUUUCGCCACGUUUAAAAAGUUUUUUGCGAAAGAAGUUUGAUUUUCCGUCGGGUGUCAACGACUAUUUAGAUUAUAGCAAAACUAAUUCCGCUAAUAAUUAUUAUUAUCGACUUGAUGGCGAACAUGGCAAGGGAGAACACGAAGAAUUUGGUCAAGGUUCAAAAGUUAUCGCUUACUUCCACCCCGAAUGUGCGAAAAAAUACUUUGCGGGUAAAGAACAAUCAAACGAAAAUAAUGUUCGGAUAAAAGAAAAAUUAUUGCGAAAUUUGGAUAAAAUAUGUUUAGACCCAGACGGUUAUUUGGCGAAUAACGAAUAUUUAAAAACAGAUGAAGCGGAGGAAGAAUACCAAAAGACAUUUAACUUGCCCAGCGAAUAUUAUGAGGUAAAAAGAGAAUUGGUUAAGAAAAUAAAGCAAGAAAUAGAGCAAAAUCCUUCCGAGUGGAAAAUUGAGCGGGGGAAAAAUGAGAAUUAUGCUGACAAAAACCUAAAUCAACUGGUUAAACAUCAGCCAUCCGGUCGGAGAAAAGAAAUCAAUUUCGCCACCGCACAACUUAUUAAAUUUGCGCGAGAAAAAUUAAGCAAUGAGUAUUUGGAAUUAAGCAAAAUUGCUCCUUGGGAUACUGAUACUAAAAACACUACACUUUUUGUUUAUCAGCAAUUAUUAAUUAUGCUUCACCCGGCUACUCCCUUUAUUACCGAGCAUAUUUACCAAGAAUUAACCCACCAAAAAAUAUUACAAUCCGAAAUUGAAAUUAUUGACCUAAAAGACCAAAAGCAAGCACUCUGA